This is a messenger RNA of Melampsora larici-populina 98AG31, 1878 nucleotides long. RefSeq lists its product as uncharacterized. The transcript is spliced from 10 exons. The record is from RefSeq and is a predicted model, not a curated record. NCBI's taxonomy places the organism in Eukaryota, Fungi, Basidiomycota, Pucciniomycetes, Pucciniales, Melampsoraceae. The coding region runs from base 169 to 1323 and encodes 384 amino acids.
GUCUGACUGACUAGUAACCAUUCAAUUAAUCUCCGCCGGCGUUUCUUUAUUAUCGCAUAUCAUUUGUAGGAGCAACUUUGCAAGCUCAUUGUCAGUCAGGCGACUUUCAUUCGUUAUCCAGAAACACCAAAAUUAUCUUUCCCAACUCGAAUAUCCUCACAAUCAGCAAUGCCUUUUCUCGAACUAUCCUCCGAAGUUUCCUUGUAUUACGAAAUUUAUAGAAGUAAAAAGGAAAACCCAUGGAUCUUACUUCUUCAUCCUAUUCUGACCGAUAUGUCAUGGACGACCAGCUUUUCUGCUCAACCUGAAAUCAAAGGAGGCUUUAACUGCAUCGUUUUCGAUUAUAGGAUACAUGGCCGCACGCAAGCUCCGCUUACACCUACCCUCGACUAUUACAUGUUCGCAGCAGAUAUUGCAAUGGGCAUGCAAAAGCUUCAACUUCCACCGGUUCACGUGAUUGCUGUGCAAUUCAGCGCAAGUGAGGUGGCUCUCAAGCUGGCUGCAGUGUUUCCCGAGAAAGUUUUGUCGAUGUUCCUCUGUGGGCUGUGUCCUGAUGUGUAUUCUGAUGCAACAAAUGUCGCAAUGUCCGAAUGCUUGGAAUGCUUGGUCACGCCUGCCGACCCAGAGCAAUGGGAAGAGGGAAUUAUGGCAUUCCAGUAUCUAUACUUCCACAAAGACAAAAACGUUCCCCGGGAUGACGAGAUCAAGAUGAUAGACGAGUGGACUGGCAUUUUCCUUCGACGAUACUCGCCUUCCAAGGCUAAGCGGCUCACAGCAACCGGGUUGCUUGAAAUUGGACGUGAAAUUACGCCCCAAUCGUUCAGAGACAGUAUAAAGCAACCAAUACUUCUUGUACAUGGAGGUGCAAGUGAAGUUUUUCCUGCGAUAGACGCUGCUGAUAGAUUUGAGACUUUUACCAAACGGGACCCAAGAAGUAGAUAUGAAGAAAUUUCAGGUGCUCCAUUGGUGCUAGUCCCAUUGUAUACAUCACGUCUUACAAAGAUGUACCUGGAGUGGAUACGACCUAUCAUUGAUGGACUCGGCGAACAGAAGCCCAAUGUGAUGGACUUUAAAGACAAUCUCGCAAGGCUUUCUUGGCUAUAUGAUAUACCGGAAAUUGCCACCCGGGACCCUUUUGAUAGCUCGAGUUACUACAUGAUAUAUGAUGAUAUGCUGCAAAAGAGAAAGGACAUGCUUGCGUGGGCUGAAGGUAUCCAGGCAGUUGCAAUUACUCUUGAUGGUGAGGAUGCACCCGAAUGGUGGACGGAUGCUUCCCAUGAAGAGAAAACGUCUUGGAAAUUCUCCAACCGACUAGCCCUUUGAUGCUGCUUAGAGUUAUACACAUCUCAAUUAUCCGUUCAACGCAAGCUACAUUUCGUGAUUUUUCUUUCUGUACAAUCGGACAUUUCAUCAUGAGCUGUCAAGAUUUCUAUGUUCGCUCGCCUGAGCUACAACUGUAACAUGUUUUACAAUUCUCUCUUUUUCUUUUUAGCUUUUCAUCACAUUCGAUUCUUCAUAACAAGGCCUUCAUAGCGACCAGUUUAACAAUCUUUACCAAUGAUGUAUUUUUCGUAUCAAAUCUCAUGUUAUUCGAGUUUCUUCAGUCAUUCUUUUUGGGUCUCCUUCCUUCUUAACAUUUGUACUGUCACAUCAUUGACUCGAAUCUCCAUCACGACUUUCUGCGCCAUUCUAUGUACCUGCUUUUGAUUCAUAUUACAUGGGACAUUUUGAAAUCGCUUGAUCCUGGUGAUUUCUUCAUGUUAUCUGGUGAUAUAAUUUGUUCAUGAUGGAUUGUCUCGUUUUCAAAACAAUAGCGUUGGAUAGAUAUGGAUGCCCUUGGUUUUUGUAUGCAAGUAAGAGGUUCAAAUAAGGUUGAUG